CACUCAAACUGUGAAUAUCAACAUGCAGCCCACUGGCACGAUUCCAGAAUCGGUGUACCAAAAUGAAACUGCUAUCAUCGAGGAUGAUGAGCUUUAUGGCGAUCACACAUUGUGAUUCAAGGCCGCCUGGUCCUGCGGGAGCGUCUGCUCCCGCAUAUCACAUCGGACAAUGGUCUUCUGCUUCCCCAAUAUUGGGAUGUCGCUUGCCCCAUGCAACAGGGUAUUGGGUAUGCAUGAGUCGAUCAUGUUGCAUGAUGCCUCGCGUGUCUGACGUAGCACCUCUAUCACUAAUAACUAUGAUAACACGAUGAUAUUCCAGGAUCCUUUCGGGGACUGGGCCUCUCUUGGUUUUCGUCGCUCUUCACGGAUUACGUUCCAAUAGAGGUAAGUAGCAUAUAUGCGUUCGCGCUAUGUUAUCUGACUCUUCAAGAGACGCUUUUCAGAGUGUGGGAUGUCUUUCUUGUUGAUGGACUCGCUGUUCUCUUCCGCGUCGCCUUAGGCAUCCUUCGCAGUAACGAACAGGAGCUGAUAGAAUGUGAAUCCAACUCCGCUGUUUAUGUAUCUCUAGAGAACUUGCCUACCAGGAUGUGGCAAUCCGAUAAACUACUACCCUGACCGAUUGGGAUUAGCUGGAGCUCGACCUUAGAAACACGAUCUCGCACGCAGAUCUCCACCGGAGACGAGAAAUACACGUUGUUGCACUCAAGCAUCUUAGGGCAUAGCUAUACUAAUCUUCCACAUAGCUAUUGUUUCAAUUGUUGUUGCUCAGUAUAUCAUGUAUCGCUUGAAAUACAAUUUGGCUGGACUGAA
Molecule: messenger RNA, 810 nt
Organism: Suillus fuscotomentosus
Lineage: Eukaryota; Fungi; Basidiomycota; Agaricomycetes; Boletales; Suillaceae
Exons: 2
Coding region: 63-311 (82 amino acids)
Source: RefSeq, a predicted model, not a curated record